This is a messenger RNA of Erythranthe guttata (spotted monkey flower), 941 nucleotides long. Lineage: Eukaryota; Viridiplantae; Streptophyta; Magnoliopsida; Lamiales; Phrymaceae. The record is from RefSeq and is a predicted model, not a curated record.
AUGGAGCUACUGGAGUCGAGUUUAAUUUGUGCCCAUUCAGCUUCCCUUUUCGUAAGCAAAACGGAGAAAAUAAAAGCAAAUUUUCAGGGGGGGCUAAGUGCUAUUUACCCAAUAAUAUAUUUUCCUAAAUUUCUCUAUCAUCCGUCUCACACCCACCAAACGCCAUAUCUCUCCCCCUCUCUCUCUCUUUCUUUCUCUCUCUCCAUCUCAUUCUCUCUCGCCAGAUCUGUCCGCUCCCCACCGCCUUCCGCCGCCAGUCGCUGCUCCCCACUGCCUUCCGCCGUCGGCUGCUGUCCCCUCACCGCCUUCCGACGCUGCUCCCCGCCGCUUUUCGCCGUCAGCCGCUGCUCCUCACUGCCUUCCGCCGUCGGUUGCUGCCCCCUCACCGCCUUCCGCUCCACCUUCAGCCGUGGCUUCAGCUUGUUUUUGGAACCGGUUGGGCGACCCAUCGGCCUCCGGUUGCCGGACAUAUCUCCUAGCUCCUUCUUCCGAAGAGCCUCCACCGCCGCCUCCGAUUGGGCUUAUGUCGUUGCCCUGCCGUCGAGGUCGCUCAUGCCGCCCUCGUCGCGGUUGUGCUUCUGUCCGCCCAUGUUAAGGGGGUCGUUGGUCUCGAUUUGCUCGUCCUCUGAGCUGUGGAUCUGGUGGUGGUGGAAUUGCCCAAAUCCAGUCAGGUUUUGGUUUGUAUAAAUUAUGAGAUGCAAAUAAUAAGAUGAAGAGAGGUGCCAUGUGAAGUUGCAUUCAUGCUACAGUACUCCAGACUUAUGCGACUUAUAUAACUAUAGAUAAUUGUAUAUAAUUAUAGUCACGUGUAGUAACAUAUAGUUAUAUGUAUGUUAUGUGUCUAGUAAUGCGUGUUCAUGUUUUGAAGAUUAUAUGCAUGUGAUUGAGUUUUUUUCAUUUUUCGAGGUUAGUUGAUUUAUAAUAUCAAGAUUAAAAUUGUG